Trichoderma gamsii is the source of this 1125-nucleotide messenger RNA. RefSeq lists its product as hypothetical. Gene Ontology annotation, molecular function: FMN binding; NADPH dehydrogenase activity. The transcript has a single exon. Bases 1 to 1125 code for a protein of 374 amino acids. NCBI's taxonomy places the organism in Eukaryota, Fungi, Ascomycota, Sordariomycetes, Hypocreales, Hypocreaceae. The record is from RefSeq and is a predicted model, not a curated record.
AUGGACGAGUCUCGUCUAUUUAAACCUUUGAAGAUUGGCAAUAUCGAAGUCAAACAACGGGUUGGCAUGGCAGCAGUCAGCCGCUGUCGAGCUGAUGGCGAUCAUGUGCCAACAGAGCUCAUGAAACAGUAUUAUUGUCAACGAGCUUCAGUACCAGGCACCUUACUAAUUGCUGAGGCUAACCUGGUAUCAAAAGAACAAGACGAGCUGCUCAACGUGCCAGGUUUAUAUAGUGUACAACAGACGACGGCUUGGAAAUCAAUAGUCGACGAAGUCCACACCAAAGCAAGCUUCAUAUUUGCUCAGCUAUACACGAUAGGCCGUGCAGGUUACAGAGAAGUGAACGACGAAAAGGACUUCGAAUUCAGAGGCUCGAGCGCUAUUCCAUGGAGAGCUGAUGCCCGCACGCCAAAUGCGAUGACGCCGGCAGACAUCAAGGAAACCAUACGACAUUUUGUACGGGCUGCAAAGAAUGCGAUGGAAGCUGGCUUUGACGGCGUCGAAAUCCAUGGUGCAAAUGGCUAUCUCAUCGAUACUUUCAUUCAAGAUGUCAGCAACCAGCGUGAUGACGAAUAUGGCCGCAGUAUUGAGAAUCGAUCUCGUUUCACAUUCGAAGUUAUAAAAGCUGUUGCUCAUGCAAUUGGCGUUAAUCGAGUUGGACUUCGCCUAAGUCCGUGGAGCACAUAUCAAGGCAUGAGAAUGAAGGAUGAUGAUACGAUCUCGCAGUACACAGACCUGAUUAAGAAGGCGGACAAGUUAGGCAUUGCUUAUAUACAUCUAAUUGAGUCGCGCAUCGCUGGCUGGGAUGACGUUCCGGAGAACGGGCGAUUUGAUUUUGCAUACAGCAUUUUCAGGAGGGCAAUCCUUGUUUCUGGGGGCUAUACGGCCGAGUUGGCACGGAAGCUUGUCGACGAACAGCACCCAGACAAGGACAUUGCAGUCAUGUUUGGGAGAUAUUUUACAUCAAAUCCAGACCUCGUGUUCAAAGUACAACAGAAUCUGGAGUUUACCCCGUUCAACGAGGAGGACUUUAUUUAUUCCAAGUCGUCUAAAGGAUACACUGAUUAUCCUUUCAGUGAUGAGUACUUAGGAAGUCUUAAUGUUUUGACGCAGCUACUCUGCUGA